GCAUAGUUUGAACCUCCAAGCUGUCCAUCGUCGACACAGGACUCACAUUGUUUUCCUAUUUCGCAGAAAGUACAACAGAACCCUGUUUGGCACAUUUAACACACUCAACCUAUUUCUAUCUCUUACGAAAUUAAAAUAGACAUAUUCUAGUUUUCUUUUUGUUAGCGUAGCGGAGUUAGCAGCCGGCUAGGGUUCCGUUUGGAACGUUGUGAAAGCAGUAAAUAAGCUAACGUUGCCAUCAGGAAACAGUGGUGCUUCGUAGCCUUUUCCACUGACUAUUAUUUUGCAGCUUUUCCACCCGAAUGAUGAACUAUUCUGACUACGACUCCGAUGGAUACUCGUCUAAUGACGACGCAGACUACGUCCCAUCAGAUGAUGACCUUAGUGAGGAUGAUAUCAAUGAGUGUGAAAAGGAAGAGCCUCUAGAAGGAGGUGAUGUGCCACAUCUUGACUAUGUCAGCAAGAAGAAGAGGAAAAAAAUGGACAUCAGUGUGAGAAAGAGGAAUAAAAGAGUUCUUAAAGUAGACAAGGAGGAGAAGGGUGGUGAUGGAGCAGAAGAGGCACAGCUGCCACAGGAAGAGGUGGAAAUAAACCAAGUGUUAGAGAAGGAUGAUGAUGCAAAACAGAAGAAAAAGUCAGAUGACCUGUGGGCAAGUUUCCUGUCUGAUGUUGGAACCAGACCCAAAGACUGCACCACUGCCUCACAGUCAAGUACCACACAGAAGGAUGAGUCCUCAGUGUUGAAGGUGGCUCCUUGGAGUAUAGAAACAAAAGUAUCAGAAGCUGCUAAAGUCACCAUCACUAAAGUUUUUGACUUUGCUGGAGAAGAAGUUAGGGUGAAUAAAGAAGUAUCAGCAGACUCCAGAGAUGCUAAGAGUUAUCUGAAGAGCCAGAACACCAAACACAAGGAGAAUGAAGAUGAUGCAGAGAUGAGUUUAUCAACCAGACAACCAACUCUUCCUGGCCCCAGCAGUGCCAAGCGCCCAGCAGGCGUGACGAGCAUCCUGAGCCGUAUCGGUGGAAAGAAACAGAAGAUGAGCACACUGGAAAAAUCUAAGAUGGACUGGGAUGCUUUUAAAUCAGAAGAGGGCAUCACUGAGGAGCUGGCCAUCCACAACAGAGGCAGAGAGGGGUAUGUGGAGCGGAAGAACUUCUUGGAGCGUGUAGACCACCGCCAGUUUGAGUUAGAAAAAGCAGUGCGACUAAGCAACAUGAAACAAUGACACAGAUGGAUGGUGCACACCGAUCCUCUUUCUCUCUCUCUCUCUCUCUCUCUCUCGCUCUCUCUCAUUCUUGCCUUUACAACUUCUGUCUUGGUUUUGUACUGUUGUCCAUUAUUUCUCUAAAAGAUUAUAUUAUUUCAUCAGAUUAAUUUCUGAUCUCUGGGAACAUGGUGACGUCAUUAAAAAGAAGACAGUGGGGUUAAGGUUGAGGUUAGGCAUGGCAGUGAGAGUGUGACCUGCUGUGGUAAUAUGGUGUGCUAAAUUUUUUAUCUCACAGCACUUCCCCUGACCUGAGAUGCACCACCAGUCAGGUCUGCCUAGGCAAUUUACAUAUUGAUAUUUUGAUCACAAUGCUCCGAGAAUCAGUUUAACCAAACACAUUGUUAAUUUAAUACUUGAACAGAUCACAUUCCAACAGCAAGCAGAAAUGAGGUAUUAUAGAUACGUUCCAUUCUCCCCAAUGCAGAAACUUUAGACUCAAGUUUGUUAAACCAUAAUAAUAUAGCUACUGCUCAUAAAUCAAACCAAAGUUCUAGCAUAUUCUAAACAUAUUGUUACUGUAAACAGAAACCGAGCACCAUUCCACAGCUUCCAGAUUCCAGUUGCUAAAUUUAUCCAAUGAGUUCUGCAAAGCUUAACCUCUUGCUCCAUUAGCUGCAACGGAUUUUUGGGCUCUCUGAUUUGAUAUUUACCUCAUUGCUCCGUUUCAUGUCCAAAACAUCACCAACUGAGUCUACUAACAUUAUGGAAAAAAUCCCUGGCCCUCUAUAAUACAUUAUGUAAUAACGCAUUUUGAAAAUUCUGACUUCUUACAUUUCCCAGUUGUACGGUCCUGAAAUACACUGCAAACAUCACAGCACACUACUGACCCUGUUAUCUGCCAUAGAGAAUGUUGAAUGUUGUGAGUGGAGACUCCUCAUGAACACAUUAGUGGUUCAGUAUGUCCUUGUGUCAAAUGUUUGGUUAAGAUUCUUACCAAUGUUUGUUCAUUUUAUUCAAAAUGUUCAGGGAAUGUUUUUGUUUGGUCUUUUUUGGCCAUUAAUAUUUUUGGGCUGGAAGAAAAACAGCCUUUUGAAUUUUGACAUUUUUAUCUUUUUUAAAACAUCAUGGGACACUGAAACACCUUGCUGACAACUUGAAUUGACAGCUUUGUGUGGACACUGUACCGAAUACAAAAAAUACAGUGCAGUCUGUUCCUUAGCUUUUGUUUUGUCCCAGUUUUUAACAAAUGUGGACAAACACAGAUAAGGGGGGGUAAAAGAGGAUCGAUGCGAGGCUCAGAAGGAGAUUUGAUGUCUUGAUAGUUUGACUGUGGAGUUGCAGUUCUCUGUUUAUUCAUGUAAAUAUUAAAUAUCCAACGAACACCAAAGGAUUAUUUAAGAGUGCUAGUUUAUUUGUUUUUUGUUCAGCAGGACCUCUGUGGGAAAAUCUGAAAUUUCCAUCUCCAUAAAAUCAAUCCAGUGUGUCCAAAAUAUGU
Larimichthys crocea (large yellow croaker) is the source of this 2700-nucleotide messenger RNA. RefSeq names its product craniofacial development protein 1 (gene cfdp1). The record is from RefSeq and is a predicted model, not a curated record. Lineage: Eukaryota; Metazoa; Chordata; Actinopteri; Sciaenidae. Gene Ontology annotation, cellular component: Swr1 complex. The transcript is spliced from 7 exons. Bases 303 to 1223 code for a protein of 306 amino acids.